Molecule: messenger RNA, 1704 nt
Organism: Clunio marinus
Lineage: Eukaryota; Metazoa; Arthropoda; Insecta; Diptera; Chironomidae
Source: the annotation of a GenBank genome assembly
AUGCCGGCGCCAAAGUCGUGUUCCCAACUCUCGACACUCUUGUUAAUUCCAUGUCGCGCUCUUAAUACAAAAAAAAAAGGUGAUCACCAUCACAAUCAUCGCUUCUCAUCCAAAUUAUUAUUAAUGAAGUCAUCGAUGUUACCGGCGAAUUUUCAUAUUCAAAAAUCUCACACGCCUGAUUGGGAUAUUAAUGACACGAAUGUGCCAGCAAUAAAUGAAGCUGAAUUGAACGAAUUUCAAGAAUGGGCUGAUGGACAUUGUCGUUAUGUAUACAAUCCAAAUAAUGAAGAUGCUAAGAAACAUAUUUCAGGAUGGGCGAUGAGAAACACGAAUAAUCAUAACGUGAACAUCUUAAAGAAAAGUUGUCUGGGAGUUUUGGUUUGUUCUGUUGGUUGUACAUUGCCAAAUGGAACAAAAAUUAAUUUACGACCGGCGAUUUGUGACAAAGCAAGACGAAAACAAACUGGAAAGCCUUGUCCAAAUCGUAACUGUUCUGGAGGACAACUUGAAGUUUUAUCAUGCCGUGGUCAUUGCGGAUAUCCUGUCACUCACUUUUGGAGGCACACAAAGUAUGGAAUAUUUUUUCAAGCCAAAGGCAUUCACGAUCAUCCACGACCGGAACCUAAAUCUUCAGAAUCAAGACGAAGCUUAGGAAUUGGGAGACGAUCUAAAGGCUUAGCUGUUUUACUUGCAAGAGACGCAGCUGUUGGAAAUAAGUUAAUAUCACUUGCUAAUGGCAACAAACGCGAAAAACACUCAGGAUUCAAGAAUUGUGAAAUUCUUCCACCACCACUUAUUAAAGAUUCUAACAGUAAUUCUUGUCCAAUCUCAGAAACUCCACAUUUCUAUAAUUAUCCAAAUGAUAACAUUUACUGCAUGAGUAUGAAUGCACAGCAAAACAACCAGUUUAUGAGUUAUCAAAAUUAUCAUCAUGAUCAGUUGAUGCAUCAACAAAUGUUCGAUGAGAGUUCUCAUGUUCAGAAUUAUAGUUUUGUUCCCUAUCCAAAUAAUGAGACAUUUCCAACUGCAACAAUGCCAAUAAACGAACAAGUUCAUCAUCAAGAGAAUUUUCAAACGAUUCAAUCAAAUGAUCUAUACGAAUUUCUUCCUGAAGAAAUAUUCCAACUUGAUCAACCUAUAGUCAAAAGCGAAAGUCAGACAUUUGGUGUCAAUGGAGUCAUCACCAGCGCUCCCAGUUUAGAAACGUCACAAAUGCCAUUUGUCAACCUAAGCAACGAUUUAUCAAGCACAAGUCAUAGCUUUUUGGAUCUAAGUUCUGGUCAAAUACAAACCAAUAACAAAUAUCCUAUAGAAGGCUUCACUUUAUCUGAAAUUAACAACAAUUCCAACUAUCAAUCAAAUAUUAGUGUCAAUGAUACACAAAUACAAUGCAAAGUUAAUGAAGUUGCAGUUUAUAAUUAUCAAGCUCCUCCUGAGACUUCUUUUCGACCCAAUUGUGCAGUUGAAAACGAAAAAGUUCUCAAACGAAAACAUAAUGAUCUCGAACAUGUUGCGAAGAAGCAACAUUCGCUGCCGUUUCACCCAAAUUCCAAUCAACAAUUUUUUCCAAAACGUGAAAGUUCUUCAUUAUUUCAACAAAAUACAAAUUAUUAUUCUGCCGAUCUCUAUACAGCAAACUUUCCAUCAAAACCAGAUGUCUAUCGAAACAUGGAGAAAUACAACAAUUACAUUACGAACAAUUAA